Molecule: messenger RNA, 1641 nt
Organism: Cercospora beticola
Lineage: Eukaryota; Fungi; Ascomycota; Dothideomycetes; Mycosphaerellales; Mycosphaerellaceae
Biological process (GO): transmembrane transport
Cellular component (GO): plasma membrane
Molecular function (GO): transmembrane transporter activity
Source: RefSeq, a predicted model, not a curated record
AUGGCGACAAUGGCAGACAAGUCGGAAGAGCGUUCAGCUCCAGAGCAGCUUGACAUCGAGAUCAUUCCAGGUACCGAAGUCAUGAAAGACUUUGGGAACAUCCAUUUCGCGCAUGCUGGUGGUGCCGACACAGGCUCAGUCCUCGUUCCGCAACCUUCGAAUAACGCCAACGAUCCAUUGAAUUGGAGUACGACGUGGAAGCUCAUUGUUGCGACUUCGCAACUACUCUACGUCUGGGUACUGGUCUGCACCGCCCUCUCUCUGGCGCCAUUGUUUCCUUUCCUGGGCCAGGAGUUCCACCUAGAUCAGCAACAACUCUCGCUACUUACCGGCCUCAACGUGAUCACCCUUGGGUUUGCCAAUGUCUUGAUCGUUCCGAUUUCCAACAUCUUUGGUCGUCGACCCACGGCCAUCUUCUUCGGCGUUCUGGUCGUCCUCACCAACAUUUGGCAGGCGCUUGCCUCGAGCCAUCAAAGUCUACUAGCAGCUCGCGCAUGUAAUGGUAUCGUUGCUGCAACCAGCGAAACGAUAAUGGUGCAGACGAUUGCGGAUAUGUUCUUCCUCCAUGAACGAGGUACAUGGAUGGCAGCGUACUUCACCUUCUAUUUCUCGGGAGCCUUCCUCGGACCCAUCAUGGCGGGUACCAUUGGCAGCCACCAUGGCUGGCGCAGCUUCUUCUGGCUAUCUACCGCACUCACCGCUUUCGUCACUCUUCUGCUUGUCUUCUGCUACCCAGAGACGAAGUAUCAUCGUUCGAGUCCGCGCACAUCCCAGCGACCGAAGGGCGACGAGGAUCAAUCAAAAGCGCAAGGAAGGGUCGUCGACUCGGAAGUGAACAGCAACGACGACGCAGUAUCUGGACAAUACAUCCGCAAGGGUCGUCCUGACAAGUCCCAAUUUGCACCCUUUACCAAACCAGACAGCCGAUGGAUGAGCUUCAUCAUUCGGGACAUCACCACGCCCAUCAUUGUCUUCUUCAACCCAAUCGUCUUCUGGUCCGCCCUCAUGCUCGCCGGCCCCGCCGACCUCCUCCUCCUCUUCAACCUCACCGAAUCCGGCCUCUUCAGCUCCCCCGCCUACAACUGGAGCCCCGAAGCAGUCGGCUACUCCAACUUCGCCUUCUUCGUCGGCGGCCUCAUUGGCCUCCUCACCUCCGGCCCCCUCUCCGACUACUGGGCCCGCCAAAUGACCUUCAAAAACAACGGAAUCCGCGAAGCCGAAAUGCGCCUCCCAGCUCUCUUGCCUUACUGCUGCUUCUUCAUCAUCUCCCACGUCGUCGGCGCCGUAGGCUAUCAACGGCACUGGCCCUGGCAAGCUAUCAUCGUCUGCGGAUUCGGAUUCUCGGGUUUAGCUGUGACUUCUAUCCCAUCGAUUGCGAUUGCUUAUGCGAUUGAUUGUUAUAAACCUAUUUCUGGAGAAAUUAUGGUUGUAGGAACGGUUUUGAAGAAUGUUUUGGGGUUUUGUUUGAGUUAUUGGGUUUUUGAUGUUAUGAUGAGGGAUGGGUGGACGACGGUUUUUAUGGUUCAGUUUGCGGUUUCUAUGCUGCCGGUUGUACUGACUGUUCCGCUUUAUUAUUAUGGGAAGAGGUUGAGGAGGUGGACGAAGGAUUCGGAGAUUCAUCGGAUGGAACUUAUGAUUUAG